Dovyalis caffra is the source of this 2214-nucleotide messenger RNA. The record is from the annotation of a GenBank genome assembly. NCBI's taxonomy places the organism in Eukaryota, Viridiplantae, Streptophyta, Magnoliopsida, Malpighiales, Salicaceae.
AUGGCCUGGUGGCCUAGGGCUCAGUGGCCUCAGGGCCUGGUGGCCCAGGGCCUCAGGGCUCAGGGCCCAGGGCCUCAGGCCUGUGGCCCAGUGGCCUGUGGCCUGGGCCCAGGCUCAGUGGCCUGUGGCCUAGGGCCUGGUGGCCCAGGCCUCAGGGCCCAGUGGCCCAGGGCCCAGGGCUCAGGCCCAGGGCCUAGUGGCCCAGUGGCCCAGGGCCUGUGGCCUGUGGCCCAGGGCCUAGUGGCCCAGGGCUCAGGCCUAGGCCUGGCCCAGGGCCUGUGGCCCAGGGCCUGUGGCCCAGGGCCUAGUGGCUCAGUGGCCCAGGGCCUAGUGGCCUCAGGGCCUAGUGGCCUAGUGGCCUGUGGCCUGUGGCCCAGUGGCCUGUGGCCUGUGGCCCAGGGCCUGUGGCCCAGGGCCUCAGUGGCCUGUGGCCUAGUGGCCUGUGGCCCAGGGCCUAGGCUCAGGGCCCAGGGCCUGUGGCCUAGUGGCUCAGGGCCUGUGGCCCAGGGCCUAGGCCUAGGCCCAGGGCCCAGUGGCCCAGGGCCUAGGCCUGUGGCCCAGGGCCUAGGCUCAGGCCUAGGCCUAGGCCUGGUGGCCUCAGGCCCAGGGCCCAGUGGCCUGUGGCCCAGUGGCCUCAGGCCUAGGGCUCAGGGCCUGUGGCCCAGGGCUCAGGGCCUAGUGGCCCAGGGCCCAGUGGCCCAGGGCCUGAGGCCUAGGGCCCAGGGCCUGUGGCCUCAGUGGCCUGGUGGCCCAGGCCCAGGGCUCAGGGCCCAGGCCCAGUGGCCUAGUGGCCCAGGGCUCAGGCUCAGGGCCCAGUGGCCCAGUGGCCUAGGGCCCAGUGGCCCAGGGCUCAGGCCUGGGCUCAGUGGCCUGUGGCUCAGGGCUCAGGCCUGCCUGGUGGCCCAGGCUCAGUGGCCUCAGGCCUGGGCUCAGGCCUGUGGCCCAGUGGCUCAGGGCCUGUGGCCUCAGGGCCUGGUGGCCUGUGGCCCAGGGCCUGUGGCCUCAGGCCUCAGUGGCCCAGGGCCUAGUGGCCCAGUGGCCCAGGGCCCAGGCCUGUGGCCUAGUGGCCCAGGGCCUAGGCCCAGUGGCCCAGGGCCUAGUGGCCUGGCUCAGUGGCCUAGGCCUGUGGCUCAGGGCUCAGGGCUCAGGGCCUGUGGCCUGUGGCCCAGUGGCCUAGGCCUAGGCCUAGUGGCCUCAGGGCUCAGGGCCCAGGGCCCAGGGCCUAGGCCUAGUGGCCCAGGGCCUGUGGCCCAGGGCUCAGGCUCAGGCCUGUGGCCUCAGGGCCUGUGGCCUGGGCUCAGUGGCUCAGGGCCUAGUGGCCUGUGGCCUGUGGCCUCAGUGGCUCAGUGGCCUGUGGCCUGGUGGCUCAGGGCUCAGGGCUCAGGGCCCAGGGCUCAGUGGCCUGUGGCCUGUGGCUCAGGGCCCAGGGCCUGUGGCCUCAGUGGCCCAGGGCCCAGGGCCCAGGGCCUAGGCCCAGUGGCCUGUGGCCUAGGCUCAGGGCCUGUGGCCCAGGGCCCAGGGCCUAGUGGCCCAGGGCCUAGUGGCCUAGGGCUCAGGCCUAGUGGCUCAGGGCUCAGGGCCUGUGGCCCAGGGCCCAGGCUCAGGCCCAGGCUCAGUGGCCCAGGCCUGGUGGCCUGGCUCAGUGGCCCAGGGCCCAGUGGCCCAGGGCUCAGGCUCAGGGCCUGUGGCCCAGGGCCUCAGGGCCCAGGGCCUGUGGCCCAGGCCCAGGGCCCAGUGGCCCAGUGGCCUGUGGCCCAGGGCCUGGGCCCAGGGCCUAGUGGCCUGUGGCCCAGGGCUCAGGCCUGUGGCCUAGUGGCCCAGGGCCCAGGGCCUGUGGCCUGUGGCCUAGUGGCCCAGGGCCCAGGGCCUAGUGGCCCAGGCCUGUGGCCUAGUGGCCUAGUGGCCUGUGGCCCAGGCCUCAGGCCCAGGGCUCAGUGGCCUAGGGCCCAGGGCCCAGGGCCCAGUGGCCCAGGGCCUAGGGCCUAUGGCCUGUGGCCUGGUGGCCUAGGGCUCAGUGGCCCAGGGCCCAGGCCUAGUGGCCUAGUGGCCUGUGGCCUAGUGGCCUAUGGCCCAGUGGCCUGUGGCCCAGGGCUCAGUGGCUCAGUGGCCCAGGGCCUCAGUGGCCCAGUGGCCCAGGGCCUGUGGCUCAGGGCUCAGGCCUGUGGCCUGUGGCCUAGUGGCUCAGGGCCUAGGGCCUCAGGGCCUGUGGCCUAG